Molecule: messenger RNA, 1092 nt
Organism: Vitrella brassicaformis
Lineage: Eukaryota; Vitrellaceae
Source: the annotation of a GenBank genome assembly
CCGUCCGUUGCACGUGGACAGUGUACUCAAGCUGAGCCGUCAGGGGGAUGCCCUGGCCGAGUGUCAGGGUGAGACCGAGCCCGCUCAGAGGGAUGGCCAGCGGCUGCAUGGCUUGGCCUGCCACGGACGGCUGGCCCGUCCGUGUGAGCAGCAGCGUGCCCCCCUAGUUGUUCGAGGGCUGCGUGACCACGACUGCAACCUGCAGCUGCACCGAAUGCCGAUCGUCGACCACCGUGACGUCGACGCCCGCCGACCCCGAUACCCGACAGAUGAUGCAUACGCCACCUGUGCCGCUGUGCCCUGGAAGGCCGGUACUCCGCUGUGGUCGGGCUGACAGGGGCUGACGGUGCGAGAGCAACCGUUCCGUCGCCCGUGACACGGACCUCCGCCUCCAGCCUGUCGACACCCCCGCCACCCAUGCCGUCGUCGGCAAAUGUGAUGGACGCCUUGCUGCCGAUAGACACAGUCCUGCCUGCCGAGACGAACACCACUGGAUGGGCGGCGGUGAGGGUGGGCGGCUGGUUGACAGCUGUGAGCGUGACGGAGAGGGCUGCUUCGUUGCUGCCGGGUGAGCGGAACAGUACUCGAGCUGUGGACGAUGGCGAGGGCGAGAGUGUGGGUGGUGCUGCGAUUGUGAGGUCACUGAGGCAGUCGCGGAGGGAGAGGGACGCUCCUGCCGUGAUGGUGAGGGCGGUGGGGUGGGAGACUUGGCUGCUCAGCAGAGAGAGGCGCUCUGGAAAAAGGCAAGGAUACACACAGGUGUCUAUGUCCGAUGGGUAUGCCCGUGUGCUCGCGUACCUGAGCCAGUUGCAGUGACGGCAACGGUGCAGAGAGACGGUAGCGGCGUGACAAAGACCAGCCCGCCGUCCAGCCACACAUCCAUCGACGCACUCGAAUGCCCCGGCAGCUCCGCCGCGUUGACCAGCUAAUCUUCAUAGUCCACAGACGUCACGCCGACCACACCCGCCAAAGACGGCUCCCAACCGAUCUUUCUCGACGCUUCUGGCGGGGCCAGCAGGAUGGUCGGCUGCAGCGGGUCCUUUGCCGACGUCACGUGGAUCCACACAGAGUGGUCGAGCGUCACGGGGUCAG